Messenger RNA from Telopea speciosissima, 3079 nucleotides. Its product is annotated as WD repeat-containing protein 48-like. Bases 149 to 2449 code for a protein of 766 amino acids. The transcript has 19 exons. Gene Ontology annotation, molecular function: ubiquitin binding. Lineage: Eukaryota; Viridiplantae; Streptophyta; Magnoliopsida; Proteales; Proteaceae. The record is from RefSeq and is a predicted model, not a curated record. Gene Ontology annotation, biological process: protein deubiquitination; double-strand break repair via homologous recombination.
AUUUAUUUUCCCAAACAAAGCUGAGAGAGAGAAUGGCUUCGGUUCCGUUUUGGGAGUGACUUUCUGUUCGUCCGCAGAAGCUCAACAGUAGAAAACGAGCGAUACUCUCAACUUGUCGCCCAUUGAAUUGAAGAAGGGUUUUUUUGCAAUGCACCGUGUAGGUAGUGCGGGGAACACAUCCAACUCAUCCCGCCCAAGGAAGGAAAAGAGGUUGACAUAUGUGCUCAACGAUGCUGAUGACAAAAAGCAUUGUGCCGGGAUAAAUUGCUUGGCACUAUUAAGGACAUCAGUGCCUGAUGGUUGUGACUAUCUGUUCACUGGAAGCCGAGAUGGAACACUGAAGAGAUGGGCACUGGCUGAAGAUGCUGCUACCUGCUCUGCUACAUUUGAAUCUCAUGUUGAUUGGGUCAAUGAUGCAGUCCUUGCAGGUGAUAACAUCCUUGUGUCAUGCUCUUCGGACACCACCCUUAAGACGUGGAAUUGCUCGUCUGAUGGGACUUGUACUAGAACUCUCCGGCAACACUCUGACUAUGUUACUUGUCUUGCUUCUGCCCAGAAAAAUAGCAAUAUUGUUGCUUCUGGUGGCCUUGGUGGAGAGGUUUUCAUAUGGGACCUUGAAGCUGCACUUGUUCCAGCCUCAAUGUCCACUGAUGCAAAGGAAGAUGACUGUUCAAAUGAUAUAAUUGGUUCUGCGAAUUCUGGGCUGCCUAUUACAAGUUUACGUUCUAUUGGUUCAAACAGCAGUAUUUCACUCCACCAGACUCAGCCACAUGGAUAUGGUCCUAUUGCUGCUAAGGGUCAUAAAGAGUCUGUUUAUGCAUUGGCAAUGAAUGAUGAUGGAAGCUUACUGGUUUCUGGUGGUACUGAGAAGGUUGUCCGUGUUUGGGAUCCUAGAACUGGUUCAAAGGCUAUGAAGCUAAGGGGGCACACAGAUAACAUAAGGGCUCUGCUUCUGGAUCCUAGUGGGAGAUUUUGCUUAUCAGGAUCCUCUGAUUCUAUGAUCAGACUAUGGGAUCUUGGUCAGCAGCGUUGUGUACAUUCCUAUGCUGUGCAUACAGAUUCUGUUUGGGCACUUGCCAGCACCCCAACAUUCAGCCAUGUUUAUAGUGGUGGGAGGGACCUUUCUUUAUAUCUCACAGACUUGGCUACAAGAGAAAGUGUGCUGCUUUGCACAAAAGAACACCCUGUUUUGCAACUUGCACUGCAUGAUGAUGGCAUAUGGGUCGCAACAACAGAUUCUUCUGUACAUAGGUGGCCCUCUGAUGGACGUAACCCGCAGAAGGCUUUUCAGAGAGGUGGUUCAUUUUUGGCUGGCAAUUUGUCCUUUUCCAGGGCAAGAGCUUGUUUAGAAGGAUCUACUCCCGUGCCUGUUUACAAAGAACCAUCAUUUACAAUUCCUGGAACUCCAGGAAUUGUUCAACAUGAAAUUCUAAACAACAGAAGGCAUGUCCUGACAAAGGAUACAGCAGGCUCAGUGAAAUUAUGGGAGAUCACCAGAGGAAUUGUGGUUGAGGAUUAUGGCAAGGUUUCAUUUGAAGAGAAGAAGGAAGAACUAUUUGAGAUGGUCAGUAUUCCUGCAUGGUUCACUACAGAUACUAGGCUUGGAAGCUUGUCUAUCCAUUUGGACACACCACAAUGCUUUUCUGCAGAAAUGUAUUCUGCUGACCUGACUAUACCUGGGAAACCUGAGGAUGACAAGGUCAAUCUAGCACGGGAGACGCUUAAAGGUUUAUUGGCUCAUUGGUUGACCAAAAGAAGGCAAAGAGCAACAUCCCAAGCUUCAGCCAAUGGUGAUGGUUCAUCAGGGAAGGAUUUUUCUGCUAGAAAUCAUUCCCAUUCAAGAGUUGAGGUUGAUGGUAAUGCAGAAAAUGACUCGAUGGUUUACCCUCCGUUUGAGUUUUCUACGGUUUCUCCUCCUUCUAUAAUUACUGAGGGCUCUCAUGGAGGUCCAUGGAGAAAGCAGAUCACUGAGUUGGAUGGUACUCAAGAUGAGAAGGAUUUUCCAUGGUGGUGUCUUGAUUGUACUUUAAAUAGUCGAUUGCCGCCAAAAGAAAAUACCAAGUGCAGCUUUUAUCUACAACCUUGUGAAGGAGCAACUGUCCAAAUUGUCACACAGGGGAAACUGAGUGCACCUCGGAUAUUGCGAAUGCAUAAAGUUAUAAACUAUGUCAUAGAAAAAAUAGUUCUUGACAAACCAUUGGAUGGUGGGAAUUCCGAUGGAACAUUUGCUCCAGUAUUGGGUGUUGGACAUUCGCAACUGUCAACAGUUGGGGGAGAAGGCUCCUUCCGGCCUAGCUUGAAGCCCUGGCAGAAGCUAAAACCUUCAAUAGAGAUAUUGUGCAAUAAUCAGGUCUUAUCUCCAGACAUGAGCUUAGCCACAGUUCGAGCUUAUAUAUGGAAGAAACCUGAUGAUUUGGUCCUUAAUUACAGACUUUUGCAAGGAAAAUGAUUCUAUAGAGCUUCAAGCAGUGUAGAUACUUGUGGGAAUGAGCAUUCUGGUCUGGAGAUUGUGGGGGCCAAUCUUCUGCUGUAUAAAAUAUAAAGCGUAAUUGAUUUUUUGGGGGUGCUGAUCAUGAUCAGAACUGUAAAUCUGGGAAGCUGAUCACUCGAGAUGAAGCUUUGGAUUUUCUCCAAAAUUUGUAGAGAGGGCACGGAGGGAACUUCCUGUUUUGAUGAGUGAUCUUCCAAGUUUUGUUUCUCAGGCAUGCAGAUGGGGUGGUUAUUUACUUUGGAUGUGGUUUAGGAUGAGUUUGCCAGCUUAAAGCAAAAGGUCUCAAGUUGGUGGAAGAGAACAGGAGAUUGGCAGGUAUGAACAAGCUCAGGAAUCCCCCCAAGAGGAGAUAAAAGUAGGAACAAUAUGGUCGAGAGCCUUGUAGAUGUGAAUGUGGGGUGCCUAAUGGGAAGACUUUUGUUUUGGAGGUAAUUGGCCUUCGAAUAAAAGGAUUCCAUAUAUGUCAAACGUGUCAAUUCAAUAUAUGUCUAUAUAUUUCUUUUUCUUUUAUCGUUCUGUUCAAUUAUCUUCUGUGAAAUGUUAAAUCAGUAAGGAUCAAAUGAAGUUUUGCCAUACCUGUCAUGUGCU